Yarrowia lipolytica CLIB122 is the source of this 2196-nucleotide messenger RNA. RefSeq lists its product as uncharacterized. NCBI's taxonomy places the organism in Eukaryota, Fungi, Ascomycota, Dipodascomycetes, Dipodascales. The record is from RefSeq and is a predicted model, not a curated record. Gene Ontology annotation, molecular function: protein binding.
AUGACCGCUCCUUACAAGGUUGCAGCUGCAAAUAUUCUACCCCUCCAACCGUUCAUGGCCUUUUGCGGCACAUUUUCGGGGCCGCCGCACGUAGAAACGAAUUGGGCCACAUUCCAAAGAGGUACAAAACCACAUAAGCCAGGGAAAAACAUAAAUACCAGUGCCACGUACGCCCUAGGAGUCCACCAGACCCCCACAUCCACACAUCCACACAUGGCAUCAUCAUCCCUCUUCUCCCAGCUGCAGGAGAACUCUAUCGGGUCCGCCAAUAUACGACCGUUCUACCUGUUCUCACCAACCUCGAUGGACUUGAUUCAAGACGUGCAACGCAAGGUGGAGGAGGCUGGAGGAGAUGAAGAGCGCGGCGUGGAGCUCAAUCAUAUGGGACUGACGGAGGUGAGUGAUGGCGUGGCAGAGCUGCUGUUGCGGGUCCGCAAGCUGUCUCUCACGGGCAAUAUGCUCACAGACCUACCUCCGCUCAUGGGCCAUAUGACGCAAUUGCGGUACUUGGAUCUGAGUAACAAUGCUCUACACAACGUCCCUGCGGUUGUGACUCGGCUGACGACGCUCGAAAUCCUCGAUGUCUCCUACAACCAGGUGGAGGCUUUCCCGGAGGGCAUGCUGCGGCUCACCAAUCUCAUGGUCUUGUCGUUUUCACACAACAAGCUGCGCCAUGUGCCAUCGUUCAUCGCGGACAUGGCAGAACUGCGGCUCAUGGAGAUUGAUGGCAACCCGUUCGUGGACCCCCCUCCUCCAUGUGUCGACCCACAAGCCGAGGGAGUGCUAGAUUGGGUUGAAGAAGUCAAGGAGUGGCUGAGGAGUAAACGAAUACAACCACCUCCACAGCAGCAGUUGCCACAGCAGCAGUUGCCACAGAUACAGACACAGACACCACAACAAGUGCCACCAACACCAACACCAACACAAGCACAAGCUCCGUCAGUGCACACCACGCCUCCAGUGACACCCCUCGAAGAUGACCCCAUUUCGUCCCGACAGGCCAAACGAAUGGGCGUCAUUGUCAAAAAAUACCGAUCCACCACGUCACAUGCUCGUGGGGCGUCACAUGACUCAGCCAUUGGAGAUCCCGUCCAAGGUCAAGGCUCGUCCACGGGAGCCUACUUCAAGCGGCUGUCCACGCUUCCCGAGGAACGCAAAAACAACACGAUCGAGGCGUGUCGAAAAAUCCUCUUUGCCUUUUCUGAGAUCCUGCCAGCCAUCAAAACAUACAGCGGCUUUUGCAAAGAUAGAAAACUGGUGGCGAAAGCGGCCAAUCUACAUGGCACGUGCCAGCAACAACAGGAGGCACUACUGGCGGCACUGGAGAGAUAUGAAGAGACGGUACAGGACGCUACAGUGGAAUCUGCCGUCGUGGAAAGGGCGGGGCUCUGCGUGGGCUCUCUGCGGCGCAUUCUGGCGCUGUUGCAUUCCAACAUUGCCUUGUUUGCAUCGGCAGACAUUCGGUACACGCGCCUGAUGCUUCUGUCGACAUUUGGAUCCUUAUCCGAAGUCCAUAACGCGUGGCAUACCCUGUUUCCGCCUAAUGAGCCCGACAAGUUCAGCACCGUGUCUCCCGCAGACCGAGCGCUGUACGAGAAGCUCAUCAGUGCGACCAACUGCGCUCAAAACGUGCUGGGACAGCUGACGGAGUUCAUCUCCAAGAGCGCAGCUGCGUCUGCACACGCUGGAGGCACCAUUUCGCCUCACGUGACCAUCCUGGUGAAGGAGCUCACGUCCACGUGUGUGGCAGGAGCAGACGCGACUCGCCAAGUACGUCAGCGGCUUGACCGAGUGGCCAGAGGCGAUUUCCCGCCGCGACAGCAGUUCCUGGACACGACAUCGUACUUCCUCAAGGUGGUGAUUGCCAUGUUGGCCGCUACAAGACAGGCCAUGGACGAUCUACCGAUUCUGGGCAAUGCGUCUGCAGCUCUGGGAACCCUGACCAAGUUGACUAAGGAGAUUGCCAUUUCGCUGGAAUACAAGCCCAAGGAUAACGGCGGAGGUGCUGGAAUGGGAAUGGGUGGCAUUGGAGGUCUUCCUACUGCUACAGGGUCUACAUUUGCGCCCCCAACAAUGCCUGCUGUGAUUCCUCAGUUCUCACCUGCGGCGAGCGGGCAAACCACUCCGCUAGUGGCUGCCUUGGGUCCUGCAGCCAGUGUUGUUGAGGGCUUUUUCGAUCAUCACCAGGUUGAAUAG